Messenger RNA from Sycon ciliatum, 4772 nucleotides. RefSeq lists its product as uncharacterized. The record is from RefSeq and is a predicted model, not a curated record. Lineage: Eukaryota; Metazoa; Porifera; Calcarea; Leucosolenida; Sycettidae.
GUGUUAUGCUUUAUGUAGCCUUUGCAGGUACUAGGUCUGCAGGUCUGCUGCAGCAGCGCUGGGAGCGUGAGCGCUCAAGCAGAAAUCGCCCCAAGGCAAGCCCAAGGGUCUGCCUAAUGUCCUAAUGACAGUGGAUGCAAUCCGUGCCCUGGCCGCUAGGCCAGCGCACCCAACUGGCCUUCACUCAGCUUCAGGUCAGCGAAAUGCAAUGCAUCGAGUAGUCCUAGGCAGUACAGCAGUACAGGCCGGCUUGUCUGCACGGCUUUGCGCGUAGGGUGGCAAGCGCUGAUUUGCACCAUGCUGUCUGCGCCGAGUUUCUCACCCCAGCACGAUGAUUCGCGGACACAGUGCAGUACGGCGGUCGUGUGCAUGCAUGAUGUUAGUGAAGCUGCAUUCACACCGCGCUGCGCCAUCCACCAUGAUCCACUGCUACACCAUUAUACCAUGCAUCAGCGCCACAGCGGAUUGCCUUCUUGGCCCCCGAGGUGCCAAAGUCCUUCUCACCCUAUCUUAGCAGACAGCUUUGUGAGAAGCGCAGCGCAUAGCUGCGAGGCCGAAUCAGGAUCGUCAACAUGCGCCCAGCGCCAGUACUGGCAGUAGAGCCAUCGGGCUAGCACCGCAGGAAAAUCAGAGGAGACGAGCGCACGCAGGCUGCAGUGACUGUCGUACUGCAGAAGCGCUCUCAGGCUACGAAGCACGCGAUCCUCUCACAGAGUCACACUCGCAGUGUCGGCACGGUGCGCCCAUACCAAGAUGAUGUUGAACGCCUCGAACAGCCCAGAGUAGAAAAAUUAUCUUUGGCAGAGAGCCGCUUGUCCAUCUACCCAGAAGUGUGGUGCAGUUGGUGUGGGCUAGUUCUUGGCGCAUGGUACGCGUUUUGUUUGGAACUUCACUGCCUAUCCUGGGCUAUCUUCUCACGCAGAGCUGUCAGGACUAGGGGGUCAGUCUGUGCUGCGAGGUGAGCCUGUGUGAGUCGAUUUCAGACGGAUGUGAGACCAGCUCCACUCCGCAUUUAGCCUUUUAGCCUAGGAUUCCUAUCCGUGCCUAGGACAACUAAUACGAGCAGGAGUUACUCAAGAGGACUCUGACUCGCCCAUACAUUCUGGCUCGCUGUCAGACAGUGUAGAGGACUCGAGUGCGCUCACAUCACAGAGUAGUGCUUGUUGGUGCUUGCUGUCUCCGUACCGUGAAGCCCAAGCAGCAGGAGGGAAUCCCGGCACCAGUGUGCUGGGCUGGUGUCAAAAACUAGACCAGUGUUUCUGGCUGGAAUGCAACGCCGUCCUCGGUCUGCAUGCAGUGGCCUGGUGCAUAGCUGAGUGUAUCUUGCACUUGCAGUGGCACCUUUCCUGUCAGCCCUGGUGGUGCAUUGGUGAAAUCGCCACAACAAACGGACUGAGCUGAGCUGUAGCGUGUAGCGGAUUGGUAGCGUGUAGAUCAUCUACGGGCUUAGUAGUCAUCAUACCAGUAGUAGUGUGUGGUGCAGCUGGAGUUCUGGGGGCUGCACUGGUCCGUUUCCUGUGCAGUCAGACACUGCUUUUUGUGGGUGCACGUGUGUGUCUGUCCGUGGAGGAGGGCAGUGCCGUGGAAUAUAGCCACGCUCUCACACAUCCAUGCAGUUCAUGGGUCGCUCCCAGCAGCUGGGGGAUGACCAGGACUGCAAGCACUUGGCAGACAGUGGCCGGAGCCCUAUGAGUGUUACCAGGGAGUCUGAGUAGCAGUGACAAAAUCACACAAACCCUGCUUGAAGCACAUCAACACCAUGCACAUCACCACCACCAGCUGCUCCUGCUCUCCAGCACCAGACAGACCUGAUUCUGCAGCCUCACUGGCUGACAGUUGUAUGGACUGUGGCAGAGCAGUCCCCACUGCAGCACAGCCGUCAUCACAUAGUACACACUGGAUUACUGCUGCGAGUAGACAGUCCCCAAUGCCAGACUCCUGCAGUAGGCACGGCAACCGUUUCCGACAAACAACGGACCAGCCCAGAAGUACCCACACUGCUGCCCAGUCGACAAGCACGGACAGACAGUCUCGUCGGCAACGAGGAGGAGCUUGCAUAGGCUAUUCAUUUGCUGGUGGUCGGCGCCAUGGCCUUGGAAACCGGACACUGCUGCUUCUAGCCCUGAUGUUCAUCUUCUGGAUUGAAGGCUCGUCUGCCAUACACUGUUCGUGCGAUACCUGCGGCAAGCGGACCUACUGCAGAUACCCGACAUCGUCUAGCUGCGUAGUACAGGUGGGGCCUGUUGGGGCAGGCUCUGCUAGCGGUACUGGAGAGCUGGUGACCUGGAACGCUCGCAAGUGCGUCAGUGCCGAUCGCGUUCGAGACGUGUGCGCGCUAGCUGCGCCGUCGACCUGGCGCGACGCUGACGGCGUGCGCUACUCACUGACGGAGAGCAGUGUGAUAUUCUGCUGCAGCGUGGCUUCGUUCUGCGCGGACGCCAUCGUGGACAGGAUUGAGGCGCUCAGGGGCAACGUCAGUGCUGUACCGGAGAACAGCUUUCUAUCCGUGCUCAAGGACUUGGACAGAGCCAUCCAGGAAAGAUUAGAUAAUACUCAGCCAACUUUGCCUUCAAGCAACAACAGUGGCAGUGGUGUCGGAGCCGGCCAUCUUGGACUACUCGCCGCUCUCAGCACGCUCUGCACCAUCGUCGGCGUAACCAUCGUCAUGACGAUAUUCUGCGUGUGGUGGCGGCGUCGGCUGCAGCGCCAGCGCGGCAAGAUGGUCGUCACGUCGUCGUCGCGGUCGACAGCCUCGCCAUCGUCCUCGCCACCGCCCUCGCGCCGCCAGCACUCGCACAGCAGUGCGGGCACGGGCAGCACACCCAUGGACAUCACAACGUCGUCAUCAUCGCAGUCAAACAUGCGCUCGCCGUCAUCGCCAACGUCACCCGAGCAUCACCGUAACAACAGUGGAGACGGAGACUCGCCGUACCACCGGAUCCCAACGACGCCCACAAGCUGCGACAUGUCCUGCACCCAGGGAGAGUGCCGCCAUCAUCACUCGCGCUCGCUGUCAGACUGCUCCACCACGUCGACGAACCAGCACCACCACCGGAGAAGCUUGACCUCCUCUUCCUCGCACUCCACCACGUCGAGCGGUGGCCAUAGCAACAAUAGCGGUGGCCAUAGCAACCAGAGCAGCACCCAUAGCAUGACUAGUGUGAUGGCGUCGUCCCCGCCCCGCACCAUGCCCGUCCAUCCAAACACUCCGCAACUGCAGGCCAGUCACGUCAUGCCCGCUCCCAUGUCAUCCUCGCCCACCAUCGCCACCACUGGAGAAAUUACGUCAUCGAUGACGCCAUCGACAUCCGACCAGCGGCAUUAUCAAAACACUCGCUAUUCCCAGCUCAAUCAUCAUCAUCAUCAACAGCCGUAUAGUGUUUCCAUGACGAGUGCAGUUCCCACGACAACCAACUCCGGCAUUAGUACGUCGGCGCCGUACAAGGGCAUGACGUCAUCGUCGUCGUCGACGUCCACCGGCAUGCCGGCGCUACAUCGGGACUUUCCCCCGGCCUACGACGACAUUGACAAGCCGAAGAAGUCGCUUCGCAUCGACCCACCUCCGCAGUACUCGGCCUGUUUCGGCACGACGAGCGCACGUCACCAAUCCUGUCAGCCGCCGUCGUCGCGACGAUCCUCGUCGCCUUCAGAACAGCAGCGUCGCCGGCAACAGCCGCAGCCUCAGCAGCAGCAGCAGCUCUGGACCAACAGCUAUUACAUUACCGAGGUGCCUCCCAACCGACACGUGUGUGACACGCCGGACUGCGGCACCCCUCUGCCCUGGGACUGUCCCGGCAAUGGCUUGGGCGGGAACUCUGGAUCGGCAGCCAGCCAUCAACACCACCAUCGUAUGGCUGCUGCCGUAAUGCAGACGCCACCGCCAAACAGGACAAUAUCCAACAAGAUCUGAGCCACAGUGCUCAUCGACUACUCCACAGUGGAGCAUUUUACCAGUCAGGCAAGCUGAGUGAGAGUAGCUAUCGUAUCGCCGAGUCCCUGCUGCGUAUGCCAAAAACACUAGCGGGAAAGCACCCGUAUUAUCAGUGAAUAACAAAGGUGUGCGUGUGUGCGUGUAUGUGCGCGUGUGCGUGAGUGAGCGAAUACCAGUUGCCAUUGUGCGACAAACAGCUCUAGUUUAGACAACAGGUCUCGCUCUGUAGAGUCACUGCCGGCGACAGAACAAAAAAAAACUACGUCGUCCUAUCUCUUGUAGAGUGCCUGUUAGGAAUUUCAUUGAGUUUAUCGCGGUCGUGACGACCAUUGCGGCACACUUGAUCAUACGUUUUAAAAUUACGUACGCCCAUGAGUAAUUCCCCUACCCCAACACUGACACUGACUAUAUCUUUUCCUCCCCGUGUGCGGGGACCUUUUGGUUCAGGCUUUCUAACCGAUGGCAUCCACCGCCGAUAGCACAAGUUGUUUUCUUCCUCAGUGUCAGAAAUAUUUUGUGAGCGUACUACGCCGAUCGGAACCCUAGCCACUAACUGACCAAAACCAUGCUGGUGAUUAAUUUGAGCUUGAUUAUUUUUUUUCUAAAAAUGCUGUGGGGAAUGAGCCCCAGCUGACAGAGCAACAACCCCGAGAACCAAGCCGUUAUCUAUUUGAGAUCUAUUCGUAUUUUCCUCCAGUAUUUUUCUUCCCGUUUAUUACAAGCACGCCGUGACCUUAUUCAUCGUCGUGCGUAUGGUUGAGUUACCGUACACCGUCGAACUGGCAGCUUUCAUUUUGCAGUUGAAUAAUUGUUUCUCUCUCGAAUCAAUGCUACGAUUAUA